AUGUCGGGAGUUUGGGUGUUCGAGGACGGGAUCGUGCGGCGUGCGGACAGCGACCCACCCAGCGGCGCCGGCGACGGCGGGUCGCGGCCGAACAAGGUGCUGGUGCACGUGCCCAGCGGGGAGGUUGUGACGUCGUACGAUGUGCUGGAGCGGCGGCUCCGCGAGCUCGGCUGGGAGCGCUACCUUUACGACCCCUGCCUGCUCCAGUUCCACCAGCGCUCCACCGUGCACCUCAUCACCGUGCCCCGCGACUUCGCCCGCCUCAAGCUCGUCCACAUGUACGACGUCGUCGUCAAGACCCGCAACGUCUUCGAGGUACGCGACGCCGCCCCAGCCUGA
Molecule: messenger RNA, 339 nt
Organism: Miscanthus lutarioriparius
Lineage: Eukaryota; Viridiplantae; Streptophyta; Magnoliopsida; Poales; Poaceae
Source: the annotation of a GenBank genome assembly